Notothenia coriiceps (black rockcod) is the source of this 2969-nucleotide messenger RNA. Its product is annotated as sodium/hydrogen exchanger 2-like. The record is from RefSeq and is a predicted model, not a curated record. The transcript has 13 exons. Gene Ontology annotation, biological process: regulation of intracellular pH; potassium ion transmembrane transport; proton transmembrane transport. The coding region runs from base 151 to 2517 and encodes 788 amino acids. Gene Ontology annotation, cellular component: plasma membrane. Gene Ontology annotation, molecular function: potassium:proton antiporter activity; sodium:proton antiporter activity. Lineage: Eukaryota; Metazoa; Chordata; Actinopteri; Perciformes; Nototheniidae.
ACAGGAUUAUGUUGAGGUUGUUUUUGAGAAGGACUUUCUUCGGAAUUUCUAAAUGAAAACUAAACUAUUAUUUUUCAAAUGGCUACAGACUAAGCUGCACAAUAGAGGUAAGACACAUUGGAGAUUUUUCCGAUCUGUGUACCAGUGGAAAUGGGUUCCUCUGUUUUAUGUAGAGCAGGGAUCAAGAGAGGAGUGUCCUGUAUGCUUCUGUUGCUCUUGCUUUUCUGCUUUGGAGGUAAAUGUGAGGUUCAAGAGUCAAAACCUUCACCGCCAACCAACCUCCAACCUGUAGAGAAUGAAUUCAACCAGCCCCAGGCAUACCCAGAGGAGGAGAGGGCCAACCUCCCUAUGUUCACCAUGGACUACCCCCGGAUCCAGAUCCCCUUUGAGAUCACUCUGUGGGUGCUGCUGGCAUCAUUUGCUAAAAUUGGUUUCCACAUUUACCACAAAAUCACCAUCUGGAUCCCAGAGUCAUGCCUCCUGAUCGCCAUCGGCCUCAUCGUGGGGGCCAUCAUGCACGCAGUAAAAGAGGAGCCGCCCGCCGUCCUCACCUCCAACGUCUUCUUCCUCUACAUGCUGCCCCUCAUCGUCCUCGACAACGGUUACUUUAUGCCUACGAGGCCAUUCUUCGAGAAUAUGGGCACAGUGCUGUGGUACGCCGUGGUGGGGACCCUGUGGAACAGCAUCGGCAUCGGGCUGUCCCUCUUCGCCAUCUGCCAGUUUGAGGUGUUCGGAGUUCAAGAUAUCAACCUGCAGGAGAAUUUGCUUUUUGCCUCCAUCAUCUCGGCCGUGGACCCCGUUGCUGCUCUGAAUGUGUUCGAGGACAUUGGAGUCAACGAGCAAAUAUAUAUAGUGAUUUUUGGAGAAGGACUGUACAACGAUGCUGUCACUGUGGUUCUUUACAACAUGUUUUCCUUUCUGGCCGACUUGCCAGUUGUUGAAUCCACUGAUGUGUUUCUGGGGGUGGCCAGGUUCUUCAUAGUGGCGGCCGGAGGCAUCCUCUUCGGUCUCCUGUUUGGAUUUGUGGCUGCGUUCACCACACGCUUCACUCAUAAUGUGCGCCAGAUCGAGCCCCUCUUCGUCUUCAUGUACAGCUACAUGGCGUAUCUGGUAGCAGAGUGUUUCGCCAUCUCCAGUGUGUUGGCCAUCAUCACAUGUGCCAUCACCAUGAAGCACUAUGUGGAGGAGAACGUAUCGCAGAGAUCCUGCACCACCAUCCGCCAUGUGGUCAAGAUGCUGGCCACCGUCUCCGAAACCCUCAUCUUCUUCUUUCUGGGUGUCGUUACGAUAACCACGGAGCACGAGUGGAACUGGGCCUACAUCUUGUUCACACUGCUGUUUGCCUUCAUCUGGAGAGGGCUUGGCAUCCUGGUGCUAACCCAGAUCAUCAACCCGUUCCGUACCAUCCAGUUCACCUUCAAGGAUCAGUUUGGCCUCGCCUACGGAGGCCUGCGAGGGGCAAUCUGCUUCGCCUUGGUCUUCACCUUGCCCGAUAACAUCAACAGGAAGAACCUGUUCGUCACAGCGUCAAUUGCUGUCAUUAUAUUCACAGUGUUCUUACAGGGCAUCAGCAUCCGUCCCAUAGUAGAAUAUAUGAACAUCCGGAAAACCAACAAAGACCUGAACACCAUCAACGUAGAGGUUCAUUCCAGGAUGAUGGAGCACGUUGUUUGUGGUAUUGAGGACCUUUGUGGACAAUGGAGCCAUUAUUACUGGAAAGACAAGUUUAAGAAGUUCAAUGACCGUGUUUUGAGACGCAUCCUGGUCCGAGACAACCGGGCUGAGUCCAGCAUCGUGGCUCUGUACAAGAGAUUGGAGCUGCAGAACGCCAUGGGGUUACUGGACUCACCAAUGGGAGACCUCAGUGCAGCGCCAUCCAUCGUCUCUCUGUACGACGAGAGGAAGGAAGCGUCUCGGCCUAAGAGGAAGUUCCUGGCUGGUGACGUGAGGAAAAUGCAUGACAUCCUGUCAAAGAACAUGUACAAGAUCAGACAGAAGACGAUGGCGUACACCAACAAAUACAAUCUGCCCGACGACACCCGAACCCAGGAGAUUCUGAUUCGCCGCCAUGCGAGCAUCAGACGCAGCCUGCGUGCUGAAAGUUUCCGUGAACCGUCUGCACAGAACACCUUCAAGUCUCAAAAGUACUACUCCCUGCAGCCUGGUGGUAGUCUGGAGACUGCCUUUGAACUAAGAAGAAGAAGUAAUGGUGCUGACGUGGACCUAUCCGCCCGACCACAGUCCUCCGAUGUGUCUCUACGCUCCUCAUCCCGCUCUAUACUCCCCAUGAGGAAGCUGAACACCAUCAAGGAGUCUGGAGGAGCAGUGGAGCCGCCUGCUGUUCCCCCCCACCCACACACAGAUCAGAUAGACGGAGAUAAAGACCCCCAUGAACCCAUGCAACCUCCCCAGCUACCACCACCACCGGGUGGCUGGGUACGGGAGAACCAGAAUGGGGAAGGAAACCCCCUACUCAGACACCCGUCACAGGGGUCUCGUGGGUCGGUGAGAUUUUAACUGAUCAUAACAGACAAUAAAAAGCUGCCCUCGAGGAAUAUGUUUAAAAAAUGCUUAACUUUGUUCCUCCAUUGGUACGGGUGGAUUUUGUAUACAGAAGAACAGAAUACAAUUGUAUUUAUUUUUGUAUAUUUUUUUUAUUGUUUUGGUUCCAUUUUUCAAUUAAAGGGAGUCAGCAAAGUCAUUAGUUUAAAUAAAUACAUUUUGCUUAAAAGUACUGUAAUAAGAAUAAAUGCAAAAAGUAUUACUCCUUUGUACUUCAUACAACGUAGAGGUACUCAUUGUGGAUGCCAAUAUUAUAUGCUUUUACUCUACUGUAUAUAUUUUUGAGAACAUUAGUUACUAUGCAUAAUGAGAUUACAUUUUACAGAAUAUAAAUGAACUAAUAAAUGAUGUCCCAGCUAGAAAUGUUUGGUUCUAAAAACAUUCUGAGAAUGUUACAGUCAUUGUUC